Carya illinoinensis is the source of this 3273-nucleotide messenger RNA. RefSeq names its product putative pentatricopeptide repeat-containing protein At5g59900. NCBI's taxonomy places the organism in Eukaryota, Viridiplantae, Streptophyta, Magnoliopsida, Fagales, Juglandaceae. Gene Ontology annotation, molecular function: protein binding. The transcript has a single exon. The record is from RefSeq and is a predicted model, not a curated record. Bases 55 to 2766 code for a protein of 903 amino acids.
AGCUCAAAUGGCUCACAGCCGAAAAGAUUCUCAUUUUCGAACCCAAAAUCGAAAAUGAAGCUAAUUCGUCCUCAUCGACCCCUCAGAAAUUCUACCAUUUACAGAAAGCAAAGAAAUUUCUGUACCUCCAAAUUUACAUCCCAAGAUAAUGACGAAAACGAGUCGCACUUCGUGUCGACCCUCCGAGACAUAGUACGAGGAAGUCAGAGCUGGAAAAUCGCGCUCAACAACACCUACAUAUCAAGCACUUUGAGGCCCCAUCACGUCGAGAAGGUCCUGAUUCAAACCAUCGACGAUUCCAGGUUAGCCUUGAGGUUCUUCAAUUUCUUGGGCUUGCACAUAAACUUCAACCACUCCACGACUUCGUUUUGCAUUUUGGUCCAUGCUCUGGUCCAGUCCAAUCACUUUUGGCCAGCUUCUUCGCUCCUGCAAACGCUUUUCGUUCGUGGGUUAGACUCAGAAGAGGUUUUUGAACAUUUUUUGAAUUCCUAUGAGAAAUGUAAGUUUUCUUCGAGUUUGGGUUUUGAUAUGUUAAUUCAGAAUUAUGUGCAAAAUAAAAGAUUUUUGGAUGGUGUGGUGAUCGUGAGGCUCAUGAGAGAAAAUAAAUUGUUGCCCGAAGUUAGAACUUUGAGUGCCCUUUUAAACGGGCUAGUGAGAAUUAGGCAAUUUCAUGUAGUUUUGGAAUUGUUUGAUGAGGAGAUUACGAAUGCCGGUCUUAGGCCUGAUACGUAUACGUACACUGUGGUGGUUAAGAGUUUGUGCGAAUUGCGGGAUUUUGUAAGAGCCAAGGAAAUGAUUUUGCAGGCGGAGUUGAAUGGAUGUAGUUUAAGUGUUGUAACGUAUAAUGUGUUGAUUCAUGGGCUCUGCAAAAACCAACGAGCUUGGGAGGCUAUUGAGAUUAAGAAUUUGUUGAGUGAAAAGGGACUGAAAGCAGAUGUGGUUACAUAUUGCACAUUAGUACUUGGUUUGUGCAGAGUGAAAGAACAUGAGGCUGGGAUGGUGCUGAUGGAUGAAAUGAUUGAGUUGGGGUUUGUUCCAAGUGAAGCCGCUGUCUCAGGAGUUGUAGAGGGAUUGAGGAGUACGGGGAAGAUUGAAGAGUCUUAUAAUGUGGUGAAGCGGGUGGAGAGAGUAGGGGUGCUGCCCAGUUUGUUUGUUUAUAACGCGCUGAUCAAUUCUCUGUGCAAAGAUGGGAAAUUGGAUGAAGCGGAGUUACUGUUUUAUAAUAUGGGUGAGAAGGGUCUGUUUGCAAAUGAUGUCACUUAUUCUAUUUUGAUUGAUUCGUUCUGCAGAAGAGGGAAAUUGGAAGCUGCAUAUUUUUAUUUUGCUAAAAUGUCGGAGUCCAGGAUUAGAGCUACUGUGUAUCCGUACAAUUCUUUGAUAAGCGGUCAAUGCAAGUUUGGCAAAUUGAGUGAAGCAGAGUUUCUUUUUGGUGAGAUGAUCGAUAAAGGAUUAGUGCCAACGGUUUCAACCUAUACAUCACUGAUCAGUGGAUACCGCAAAGAAGGAGAACUGCACAAGGCAUUUAGGCUGUAUCAUGAGAUGACCGGGAAGGGAAUUGCACCAAAUACUUACACCUAUACUGCACUUAUUUCUGGUUUCUGUCGUGCAAAUAUGAUGGCUGAAGCAAGUAAGUUGUUUGGUGAAAUGGUUGAGCAAAACAUUCUGCCAAAUGAGGUGACUUAUAAUGUUAUGAUAGAGGGUCACUGUAUGGAUGGUAACACAGUAAAAGCCUUUGAAUUGUUGGAUGAAAUGGUUGAGAAAGGUCUUAAACCAGACACAUAUACAUAUAGGCCUCUAAUUAGUGGUCUUUGUUCUUCAGGUAAAGUUUCUGAAGCCAAAAAAUUCAUAGAUGACCUCCACAAAGAGUAUCAGAAGUUAAACGUGAUGUGUUAUAGUGCACUUCUACAUGGCUACUGCAAAGAGGGCAAAUUACACGAUGCAUUGAAUGCUUGCCGUCAAAUGGUUGGAAGAGGAAUAGACAUGGAUCUUGUGUGUUUUGCAGUACUCAUUUGUGGAACUCUAAAGCAGUAUGACACGAGAAAAGUAUUGGGUCUCUUGAAGGAGAUGCAUGAUCAAGGGCUGAAGCCUGAUGAAGUAAUAUAUACAAGUAUGAUAGAUGCAUACAGCAAAGCAGGAAGGCUUAAGGAAGCUUUUGGGCUUUGGGAUUUGAUGGUUGCUGAGAGAUGUUUUCCUAAUGUGGUGACGUAUACUGCCUUGAUCAAUGGCUUAUGCAAGGCAGGACAUAUGGAUAAAGCAGAACUUCUUUUAAAGGAAAUGUUAAUUGGCAAUGCCCUUCCCAAUCAGAUCACUUAUGGUUGUUUCCUUGAUCACCUUACGAAGGAAGGAAGUAUGGAGGAAGCUGUACAGCUGCACUCUGCAAUGCUAAAAGGGUUUCUAGCAAAUACUGUGACAUACAAUAUACUUAUCCGGGGCUUCUGUAAACUGGGAAAGAUUCAAGAAGCUAUUGAGCUCCUUGUUGGAAUGACUGACAAUGGUAUUUUUCCAGAUUGUAUUACCUAUUCGACUUUUAUCUAUGAGUAUUGUAGAAGAGGUAAUUUACAGGAAGCUGUUGAGUUGUGGAACACCAUGCUAAAUAAGGGUCUAACGCCUGAUACAUUAGCAUAUAAUUUUAUGAUAUAUGGUUGCUGCAUAACUGGAGAACUCACCAAGGCAUUUGAAUUGCGUGACGAUAUGAUGAGAAGGGGGUUGACCCUGAAUCGGGUAACAUAUAAUGCUCUUCUUCAUGGAACUUGCUCGAAAAGUUAAGUCUGCUAUGUUGGAGAAGAAUUUUUGUUAUAUAAUGUCAACAGUCUGCGAUAUUAUACCAGAGGCCCUUCUAUUUGCCAUUGAAAAACCAUUUUUUUGGGGAUUACAGCUUUUGUGUUAUAUCAACUUGUAGCAUUUUUUUUUUUUUUUCGCCGAAGGCCUGUGGCCUGAUUGGCAUAACCCCUAAGCCUUCAAAAUGGAGGUCUUAGGUUCGAAACCCCCCUCCCCAAAUGUAUCCAAAAAACAAAAAAACUUGUAGCAUUUUUUUAGGUCUGACGGUUGAAGAUGACAAGAUUCUUUUCUGUACAUAAUUAAGCGUGCAAACUUGUAGUGAAGGACUGGGAGGGUAAUAAAUUGAGGCUGACUAACAUAUGGAUGAAAGAAUCUUUAACUGUCUUUCUGUUAGCAACAGAUUAUUGUGAGCAUUGUUUUUUGAACAUUGAUGAUGUUGGAAUACUGAUCUUACAAAUAAGAUUUGCUCCCGUUGGUUGAAUUGGCCAAACAUAA